AGUUUCAUAGUUUCAAUGCCCCCGGAAGUCCUGAGCACUGUUUUAGUAAUAUCUUACUCACUUCAAUUGGUUUUCAAUCGACGAUUGCAGGUUGUAUCAGUGACAAUGGUGAAUGAUGCACAGUUCAGUACCCGUCUCCUCGCUCAGACAACACUUCGGAAUGUACUGGGCACGAAAACUUUGAGUGAAAUACUGUCCGAAAGAGAUGCGAUAGCAACUAUUACCGAAAAAGUAAUGGACGAAGGCACACUACCAUGGGGAGUUAAGGUAGAGCGCGUUGAAAUCAAGGAUCUUCGUCUUCCUCAUCAGCUCACCCGAAGUAUGGCAGUUGAAGCAGAAGCUGUUCGACGAGCAAGGGCCGCUGUAUUUCAUGCUGAAGGCGAGAAGAAUGCUUCCAAGUAG
Molecule: messenger RNA, 402 nt
Organism: Cylicostephanus goldi
Lineage: Eukaryota; Metazoa; Nematoda; Chromadorea; Rhabditida; Strongylidae
Source: the annotation of a GenBank genome assembly